UCUCUCUCUCUCUUCUCCAACAAAGAGAUUCCAAGAAAGAAAAAAUACAGAGAGACAAGAAUGACGAUGAAGAAAGUGUUGAUGAUCUCUUUCUCUCUUACUUCCCUCCUCUUCUCUCUUCUCUACAUCAUCCCCACAACCAAAACUCUAUUCACUUCCUCAAAAAUCCCUACUUUACCCCUCGAUUCCAACCAAAACCACAGCUCUACCCUCCCCUGUUUCGCCUACCUAAUCUCCGCCUCCAAAGGCGACGCCGGCAAACUCAAACGCCUCCUCCGAUCUCUCUACCACCGAAGGAACCACUAUUUGAUCCAUCUAGACCUGGAGGCCCCCGAGGAGGAGCAUUUGGAGAUGGCAAGGUUCGUAGCCGGGGAGCCUCUGUUUCAGCCGGAGGGCAAUGUCAUGAUCGUCGGGAAACCGAAUCUGGUGACUUACAGAGGACCGACGAUGCUGGCGACGACGCUUCACGCGAUGGCUCUGCUCUUGAGAUGUUGUCGGUGGGAUUGGUUCAUCAAUCUCAGUGCUUCUGAUUACCCUCUCGUCACACAAGACGAUCUGAUCUAUGCAUUUUCUGAGUUGCCUAGAGAUCUCAACUUCAUACAGCACUCAAGCCGGUUGGGAUGGAAAAUGAACAAAAGAGGGAAACCAAUAAUAAUAGAUCCAGGGCUUUACAGCCUCAACAAGUCAGAGAUUUGGUGGGUUAGCAAUCAGAGAACCCUCCCUACUUCUUUCAAGCUCUUCACAGGUUCUGCUUGGACAUUCCUGUCAAGACCGUUCUCAGAGUAUUGCAUAAUAGGGUAUGACAACUUACCAAGAACACUCCUUCUCUACUACACAAACUUCGUUUCAUCCCCGGAAGGCUAUUUUCAGACACUUAUAUGCAACUCGGAUGAGUUCAAGAACACGACUGUGAACCACGACCUCCACUACAUCGCGUGGGACAACCCGCCAAAGCAGCACCCUAAGAUUCUAGGGAUGAGGGAUUACAGAAAGAUGGUCACGAGCAACCGACCGUUCGCAAGGAAGUUCAAGAGCAAUGAUCCCGUUCUCAAUAGGAUAGACCGAGAGAUUCUGAGAAGGAAACGAAAACGUGGGUUCAAACCAGAUACUGGUCCUGGUCCGGGGGCUAGAAGGUUGAAGAGUUUGCUAUUGAGGCUUUUGUUGAGAAAAAACUUUGUCAAUAGACAAUGUAGAUAGGAAGAGUGAGUUACACAACUCUAUAUAAAGAUACUUAUGAUCAUAUUCUUUCUUAAUU
Capsella rubella is the source of this 1255-nucleotide messenger RNA. Its product is annotated as beta-glucuronosyltransferase GlcAT14A. Gene Ontology annotation, cellular component: membrane. The transcript has 4 exons. The coding region runs from base 61 to 1197 and encodes 378 amino acids. Gene Ontology annotation, molecular function: glucuronosyltransferase activity. Lineage: Eukaryota; Viridiplantae; Streptophyta; Magnoliopsida; Brassicales; Brassicaceae. The record is from RefSeq and is a predicted model, not a curated record.